AUGGCUCCCUCGCAAGUUCCCGACUCAGACACGCCAUCUCAGGCAGAUACUCCAAUGACAGACGGAAAUGAAGACCCUGUCACGUCUGUCCCAGUAGACAAUGCCGACGCAGAGAUGACGGGCUACCAGGAUACUCCAGACUACACGGACUCAGAAACAAAUCCGAACACAACAGCAAGCAGUGUUGCAGGCGAUGCAGCUCCCAUUGAUGGACGAAGAAGAAGAUCUGAGGCAUUCCAAAUGCGAAAGAACAUGUUCGGCAAGAAGCAUGGACGCCUGGACGAGUCGAAGGAAGAUGAUUCCAUUCGCAGAUUCCGUUAUCUUCUCGGAUUGACCGAUCUCUUCCGCCACUUCAUCGAGACCAACCCUAAUCCCAGGAUCAAGGAGAUUAUGGCGGAGAUUGACCGACAGAACGCCGAAGAAGAGACCAAGGCCAAGAAGAAGGGGUCGUCGCGUACAGGAGGGGCAGGCAGCGACAGACGUCGCCGGACAGAACAAGAGGAAGAUGCGGAACUUCUGAAAGAUGAAAAAUCUGGCGCUGAAACAGUGACUGUGUUCCGAGAGUCGCCCCCUUUCAUUCAUGGUGAAAUGCGCGACUAUCAGGUUGCAGGGUUGAACUGGCUGGUUUCUCUGCAUGAGAACGGUAUCUCCGGUAUUCUGGCUGACGAGAUGGGUUUGGGCAAGACUCUUCAAACCAUCUCUUUCCUCGGAUACUUGCGACAUGUUUGCGACAUUACUGGGCCUCAUCUUGUCGCUGUCCCCAAAUCCACCCUCGAUAAUUGGAAGCGUGAAUUUCACAAGUGGACCCCUGAAGUCAACGUCCUCGUGCUCCAGGGUGACAAAGAAGAGCGCCACAAGCUCAUCAAUGAGCGACUCCUAGACGAAGAUUUUGACGUUUGCAUUACCAGCUACGAGAUGGUUCUUCGGGAAAAGGCGCACCUCAAGAAAUUCGCCUGGGAAUACAUCAUUAUUGACGAGGCGCAUCGGAUCAAGAACGAGGAGUCCUCACUUGCUCAGAUCAUUCGCGUCUUCAACUCUCGUAACCGGCUGUUAAUUACAGGCACUCCUCUGCAGAACAACCUCCACGAACUUUGGGCUCUUCUUAAUUUCCUCCUGCCUGAUGUCUUUGGUGACUCGGAAGCUUUUGACCAAUGGUUUUCCGGUCAAGACGGUGACCAAGAUACCGUUGUUCAGCAGCUUCAUCGCGUGCUGCGACCUUUCCUACUCCGCCGUGUGAAGAGUGAUGUCGAAAAAAGCCUGCUUCCCAAGAAGGAGGUCAACCUCUACGUCCCUAUGUCCGAAAUGCAGAUCAAAUGGUAUCAGAAGAUUCUCGAGAAAGACAUCGACGCAGUCAAUGGCGCUGCCGGAAAACGCGAGUCAAAGACACGUCUGUUGAAUAUUGUCAUGCAACUGCGCAAGUGCUGCAAUCAUCCGUAUCUCUUUGAAGGUGCCGAACCGGGUCCUCCGUAUACUACCGAUGAGCAUCUCGUAUUCAACUCUGGCAAAAUGGUCAUUCUUGACAAACUGCUUGCGCGUAUGCAAAGGCAGGGAAGUCGCGUGCUCAUUUUCUCCCAGAUGAGUCGAGUGCUGGAUAUUCUUGAAGACUACUGUGUUUUCAGAGACUAUAAGUAUUGCCGGAUAGACGGUACGACGGCUCAUGAGGACCGGAUCGCCGCGAUUGACGAUUACAACAAACCGGGCUCUGAGAAGUUCAUUUUCCUCCUUACCACGAGAGCAGGAGGACUCGGUAUCAACUUGACUACUGCGGAUAUUGUCGUCCUGUAUGACAGUGAUUGGAACCCUCAGGCUGAUCUACAGGCCAUGGACCGUGCCCAUCGUAUUGGUCAGACCAAGCAAGUGGUGGUUUUCCGAUUCAUCACAGAAGACGCCAUUGAAGAAAAGGUUCUGGAACGUGCGGCACAGAAGCUGCGCUUAGAUCAACUUGUUAUCCAGCAAGGCCGUGCACAACAACAGGUGAAGAACGCUGCUUCAAAGGAUGAAUUGCUUGGCAUGAUCCAGCAUGGAGCUGCCAACGUCUUCAACACAAAAGGGGCCACCAGCACAUUAUCCAACGAUAAGCAGCUUUCGGAUGAUGAUAUCGAUGCCAUCUUGCGCAAAGGUGAAGAGCGGACGGCAGAGCUGAACAAGAAGUAUGAAAAACUGGGCAUUGAUGACUUGCAGAAGUUCAGUUCUGAAAGCGCCUACGAAUGGAACGGUAAAGACUUCACAGAGCGUAAGAAGGACAUUGGCAUCAACUGGAUUAACCCCGCGAAGCGUGAACGGAAGGAGCAGUUCUACUCCAUCGAUAAAUACUAUCGUCAAGCCCUGGCUACCGGCGGCAGGACAGCUGAACCGAAGCCAAAGGUCCCUCGCGCGCCUAAGCAGAUUACCAUCCACGAUUGGCAAUUCUUCCCACCCGGUCUUCAGGAAUUGCAGGAGAAAGAAACUGCUUAUUUCCACAAAGAGAUUGGAUAUAAGGCACAGCUUCCCGAGGGUCCCGAUGAGGAGCUCAGUGAGCGUGAGGCUGAGCGCGAUCUCGAGCAGCAAGAGAUUGACAAUGCGGUGCCAUUGACGGAAGAAGAGCAAGCAGAAAAGGCUCGGAUGUCCGAGGAGGGCUUCUCGACAUGGAAUCGCCGUGAUUUCCAACAAUUCAUAAACGGAUCCGCUAAAUUCGGACGUACCGAUUAUAAGGGAAUCGCCACCGAGGUGGACAGUAAAGAGCCCGAUGAAGUCGAGGAGUAUGCCAAAGUCUUCUGGAAGCGGUACACUGAGAUCCAGGAUUAUCCCAAGUACCUGCGUGUCAUUGAACAGGGUGAAGAAAAGCUGCGGAAGAUGAACCAUCAACGCAAAAUGCUCCGCAAGAAGAUGGAGAUGUACCGUGUUCCUCUUCAACAACUCAAGAUUAACUACACGGUGUCAACGACAAACAAAAAGGUCUAUACCGAAGAAGAGGACCGAUUUUUGCUUGUGAUGUUGGACAAGUACGGGGUUGAUGGCGAUGAUCUUUAUGAGAAGAUCCGGGACGAGAUCCGGGAGUCCCCUCUUUUCCGUUUCGAUUGGUUCUUCCUCAGCCGAACACCAGUUGAAAUUGGCCGUCGGUGCACCACCCUUUUGAACACUGUCGCCAAAGAAUUCGAAGUGGGAACAAACGGUGAGGCCGGCAAGGGUCGUGGACGUGACCGUGAGGAAGAGGAGGAAGAGAUUGAAGACGUUGGUGCGCCAGCCAAGAAGAAGACCAAGAACGGCGCAGUGAACAAACAGGUCAAGGCUGUCAAAGGUGGCAGCAAAGCCAAUUCCACCUCCACGUCACGAGCAGCCAGUGUGUCAUCAACUACUGCAUCCAAGUCCAAGAGCAAGAAGAAGUGA
Molecule: messenger RNA, 3366 nt
Organism: Aspergillus clavatus NRRL 1
Lineage: Eukaryota; Fungi; Ascomycota; Eurotiomycetes; Eurotiales; Aspergillaceae
Product: putative SNF2 family helicase/ATPase
Exons: 5
Coding region: 1-3366 (1121 amino acids)
Biological process (GO): nucleosome organization; regulation of transcription by RNA polymerase II
Cellular component (GO): chromatin; nucleus
Molecular function (GO): ATP hydrolysis activity; nucleosome binding; DNA binding
Source: RefSeq, a predicted model, not a curated record